AUGGGGUUCAACUGCGUUAGGUACAUUUGGCCAGCCUAUCUGAUCACCAAUGACUCGUUGGCAUCCCUCACCGUUAGACAAUCGUUUCAACAACUCGGCUUGGUUGAAUCCAUCGCCGGAAUCCAAGCCAGCAACCCUUCCAUCAUCGAUGUCCCUCUCAUCAAAGCUUACCAGACAGUGGUGUCAAGCUUAGGAAAACACAAUUUAAUGGUCAUACUUGACAAUCACAUCAGCAAACCCGGUUGGUGCAGUAGUAAUCUUGAUGACAAUGGUUUCUUCGGUGACCAGUACUUCAACCCGGAUCAAUGGAUCACCCGACUGACUCAAAUGGCCACCUUAUUUAACGGUGUCACCAACGUGGUCGGCAUGAGCUUGAGGAACGAGCUAAGAGGCCCAAGACAGAACGUAAACGACUGGUAUAAGUACAUGCAGAAAGAAGCCGAAGCAGUGCACUCUGCAAACCCGAAUGUUCUCGUUAUACUUUCUAGAUUUGAUUUUGACAGAGACUUGUCAUUCAUCAAGACUCAACCCGUAAAACUCACGUUUAGUGGGAAACUACUAUUCGAGGCGCAUUGGUAUGAAUUCUCAGAUGGGCCGCAAACAUGGGUGACCGGAAACCCAAACGAAGUUUGUGGCAGAGUGGCGACAUACAUGAUGAAGACAUCUGGGUAUUUGGUUGAUCAAGGAUACCCGUUGUUCAUUGGUGAGUUUGGGAUCGACCAAACAGGAGCCAAUGUCAAUGGCAAUAGGUACUUGAACUGCUUCUUGGGUGUGACAGAUGAGCUUGACCUGGAUUGGGCCUUGUGGACACUGACAAUGAGAUAUUAUGUGAGAGAAGGCGUUAUCGGGUUAAACGAGUAUUACCGAGUCUUGGAUUAUAAUUGGUACGGGUCUGUCAGAAGUCAAACCGCACAAAGUGAUCUUCCAUCCCUUAACAGUGCUUUGUAUCACAAGGAAAUUAUUCGACCACCGGUUGCGAUUAGGUCCAUGCACCGACUCCUAUGCUUGGAGUUACUCCCCCAUAAGACUUUACUAGUAAAAGGAACACAUUAUUGUUUACAAGCCGACGGAUCCAGGACAUCGACAACGCUCAAUGUCUUUUGCAACGACUCGAAUUCGAAAUGGGAAAUGAUAUCGGAUUCCAAGAUGCAUCUUUCGUCUAAGCUCGGAGAUGGAAAAUCCAUUUGCGUCGAUGUAGCGCCAGACAAGACAAUCGUCACAAAUAGUUGCGAAUGCAUAAGUAAAGACAACACAUGCGACCCUUAG
Messenger RNA from Hibiscus syriacus, 1266 nucleotides. Its product is annotated as glycosyl hydrolase 5 family protein-like. The transcript has 3 exons. Lineage: Eukaryota; Viridiplantae; Streptophyta; Magnoliopsida; Malvales; Malvaceae. The record is from RefSeq and is a predicted model, not a curated record. The coding region runs from base 1 to 1266 and encodes 421 amino acids. Gene Ontology annotation, molecular function: hydrolase activity, hydrolyzing O-glycosyl compounds.